CCGAUUAUGCGUGAUUUUCUUCGAAAAGAACCACCUGCUAAAAGGACGAAGAAGGAAUUUGGCGCAUUCUAUCGCAACUUGUUGGAACGUUCUAUCGGAACAAGUUCUUCAGGUUGCGGGACAGGGACGAAGUCCACGCCUGGUUUCGCUGACCAAACAAAGCGAAGCUCUACGCGCCCUUCAGAGGGCCCUGCUGGAAGGUUUGCUUCCAGCGUUAAACGAUCGACGACGCAAUUAAUCCGAGUCCCGGAUCUGGCUGCACGAAAAAGGACGAAUUUAAAAGCAGGAGAACCCGCAAGUUGCGCUGGUCAAUCAAAGCGGACCCUUUCGCGCUCCCCCGGAAUCCCGACCGGAAGAUCAUCUGUCAGCCAGCCAUCUUCAAAGCUGCCGAUUCGCCUCUCCGCAUCUCCAUCUGGCUCUCCAGAAGGCCCGGCCGACCGGCUCGCCCAACAACGAGCUGCCAAGUUCUCGACCUCGCCUGGUUCUCGGAUCGGAGGACCUGCAGGUUGCGCUAACCCUGCAAAGCAAGACUCUUCGCGCUCUCCGGAAGGCCGGAACGGAUCGCCCGCUGCAAGUACUGAACAACGACCGACGAAGCAACUGAUUCGAGUUCCGAAUCCGGCUAAUCGAAAAGGAACGGAUUCGAAAGGUGAUUUUACAAAAGGAUUCCGUGUUUUGACCGGAGAACCCGCAAGUUGCGUUGGUCAAUCAAAGCGGAACUUUUCGCGCCUCCCCGGAAUCCCGGCCGGAAGACCAUCUGCCAGCCAGCCAUCUUUAAAACUGCCGAUUCGCCUCUCCGCAUCUCCGUCUGGCUCUCCAGAAAGCCCGGCCGACCGGCUCGAUAAACAACAAUCUGCCAAGUUCUCGACCUCGCCUGGUUCUCCAAUCGGAGGAUGCGCUAACCAAGCGAAGCGGACCCCCUCGCGCUCUCCGGAAGGCCGGAAUGGAUCGCCCGCUGCAAGUACUGAACAACGACCGACGAAGCAACUGAUUCGAGUUCCGAAUCCGGCUAAUCGAAAAGGAACGGAUUCGAAAGGUGAUUUUACAAAAGGAUUCCGUGUUUUGACCGGAGAACCCGCAAGUUGCGCUGGUCAAUCAAAGCGGACCCUUUCGCGCUCCCCCGGAAUCCCGGCCGGAAGACCAUCUGCCAGCCAGCCAUCUUUAAAACUGCCGAUUCGCCUCUCCGCAUCUCCGUCUGGCUCUCCAGAAAGCCCGGCCGACCGGCUCGAUAAACAACAAUCUGCCAAGUUCUCGACCUCGCCUGGUUCUCCAAUCGGAGGAUGCGCUUACCAAGCGAAGCGGACCCCCUCGCGCUCUCCGGAAGGCCCUGCCGGAAGGCCUGCUAGCAGCGCUGGUUCACGAUCUACGAAACAACAUGUCCGAGUCCCGAAUCCGGCUGCUCAAAAAGGAACGGAUUCGAAAGGCGGCCCGCCCUCGAUCCGGCAGGGCGGUUCUAGGGCGGACCACACGAUCAGUAACGGCCGCCGAUGCGUAACGUCCGCACUGAGUUAA
Molecule: messenger RNA, 1512 nt
Organism: Culex quinquefasciatus (southern house mosquito)
Lineage: Eukaryota; Metazoa; Arthropoda; Insecta; Diptera; Culicidae
Product: basic salivary proline-rich protein 2-like
Exons: 6
Coding region: 7-1512 (501 amino acids)
Source: RefSeq, a predicted model, not a curated record